AUGACCGUCAACGACGAUGAGUAUGACGAAGAUUAUGAAGAGGAACUCUAUGAAGCAGGUCAAACGGUGACGCGGGGUGGUGUCACAGACAACACAACUGGAGGAGCCACAGUCGUGUUGUGCCCAAAGCAUACUGCCAAGACAUUGAGAGAGAUUGAGGAGGCUAGACAAGUCGUCGAGAGCACACGUACUGCCGAGGACAUUGAGGAUGAUCAAUGGGACACAUCCAUGGUUGCCGAGUAUGGUGAUGAAAUCUUCGAGUACAUGCGUACUCUCGAGGAACGCAUGCGUCCGAAUGCACACUACAUGGAUUACCAGAACGAAUGUCAAUGGUCGAUGCGGUCCGUGCUUAUGGACUGGAUGAUCCAGGUCCACACACGUUUCACCCUGCUGCCCGAGACUCUGUUCCUGGCUGUCAACUACAUUGACCGUUUUCUUUCCUGCAAGGUCAUCUCACUAGGCAAGCUGCAGCUCGUCGGUGCCACUGCCAUCUUCCUUGCCGCGAAGUACGAGGAAGUCAACUGCCCCUCGGUCCAGGAGGUGGUUUACAUGGUUGACGGAGGCUAUACUCAGGAUGAGAUUCUCAAGGCUGAGCGUUACAUGCUCAGCAUGCUCUCCUUUGAGCUUGGCUGGCCUGGUCCCAUGAGUUUCCUGCGCCGCAUCAGCAAGGCCGACGAUUACGACCUCGAGACCAGAACCUUGGCAAAAUACUUCUUGGAGAUCACCAUCAUGGACGAACGCUUUGUUGGCUGUACGCCGAGUUUCCUGGCUGCAGGUGCCCACUGCCUUGCCCGCCUGAUGUUGCGCAAAGGUGAAUGGACUCAGGCCCACGUCUACUACUCCAACUACACCUACGCACAGAUCCGCCAGCUCUUGGCUGUCAUGGUUGAGUGUUGCGAGACUCCCGAUGUUCACCACAACGCCGUUUUCCAUAAGUACCAGGACCGCCGCUUCAAGCGCGCAUCUCUCUUCGUCCAGACUGAGAUGAAGAAGGGUUUCAAGCUUCCCGUCUACCAGCGUGCCACCUCUAUCGGUUACAAAGGCUGGUGA
Aureobasidium melanogenum CBS 110374 is the source of this 1050-nucleotide messenger RNA. RefSeq lists its product as uncharacterized. Gene Ontology annotation, cellular component: cytoplasm; cyclin-dependent protein kinase holoenzyme complex; centrosome. Bases 1 to 1050 code for a protein of 349 amino acids. Gene Ontology annotation, biological process: regulation of cyclin-dependent protein serine/threonine kinase activity; mitotic cell cycle phase transition. Lineage: Eukaryota; Fungi; Ascomycota; Dothideomycetes; Dothideales; Saccotheciaceae. Gene Ontology annotation, molecular function: cyclin-dependent protein serine/threonine kinase regulator activity. The transcript is spliced from 2 exons. The record is from RefSeq and is a predicted model, not a curated record.